UACUUGUGUUUUAGUGAUGACUACCCUUUCGGUGUUCAUGGAUGUGCCCCUAGCCCAGAAGCUAGAAGGCAGCUUGUUAAAGACCUACAAGCAAGACAGUUGUCCUAACAAGAUUUUCCUGGCCUUUAGAGGUAGAUACCUUGUGGUUUGGGAGUGUUAUAAGACUUAGUACUCAUAUCCUGAUUGCCUCUAGGAGGACAGUCUGCCCCUGCUGCAGAGGAACCUGGAGAUGGUCACGCCUCUGCAAGUGGAGAGCUCUGUUCUUGUUAACAGAAUUGCCCUGUGAGAAAAGUACAAAAAAAUGCUCUGGGUCAUUCUGUGCCCUUUGCCCUUAGCUGGGGGCUUCCAGGGGUUUGGUAAGAGCUACGUCUUCUCCUCCAGCUCCAUGUUUCGGGGUCUGCAUGGGCACUAUAUUUUCUUUAGUCUCUUCCUUCUCCCCACCCCUCCCCUUUUCUGUUCCUGAACUAAGAAGGGUACCCCAAAAUGACUCUUCUGAAAUGCAGCCAGCCCUUGCCACUGUGAAAGUUGGGGUUACCUUUGUUUAGUCUCAUGGGUCUAGAACUCCCAUGUGGUAUGUCAUAUUUGCCCUUUAAAAUGGCACAGACUGGGCGCCUGGGUGGCUCAGUGGGUUAAAGCCUCUGCCUUCGGCUCAGGUCAUGGUUCCAGGGUCCUGGGAUCGAGCCCCGCAUCGGGCUCUCUGCUCAGCAGGGAGCCUGCUUCCUCCUCUCUCUCUGCCUGCCUCUCUGCCUGCUUGUGAUCUCUGUCUGUCAAAUAAAUAAAAUCUUUUAAAAAAAAUAAAAAUAAAAUGGCACAGACUUUAAAAAAAAAAAAAGGCAUGGCUUUAGCUGUCUACUUUAAAAAGACAAAAAUUAGACAUUCACUCCCAGCACCUUGUUUUUAUAAAGGGGAAGGAAAAAAAAAGAAAGUUGUCUUUUCCUAGACAACUUUCCAAAGCCCCAAUAAAGCCAGGACCGAUGAGUUGUUUGUGGGCUGUCUGCAGAGCCCAGACUCAGAGGCCCUGAGGUCGGCCGUCCAGAGCACCCCUGUGGCUUCCCUCACAGUCUGCCAGACCAGCAAAGGCCAGCCCUGGGUGUCUUCUGUGGUGCCCAAGAUACGCCUGCAGAUCGCCCAGGAUCCAUCUCUGAACUACGAGUACCUACCAGUGAACGGCAUGAGGUCAUUCACUGAGGCGGCCUUGAAACUCCUCUUCGGAAAGCACAACCAAGUCAUUGUGGAGAACAGGGUAGGGGGUGUGCACAUUGUUGGUGACAAUGGUGCCUUCCAACUUGGGGCCCAGUUCCUCAAAAUCUGGCGUAAAGAUUCUCAGAUAGUUUACAUUAUUUCUUCUAAAAAAGGUGAGUUAUUAUGCAAAAUGGGGAUGACAGAAGAUCCUUCCCUCCUGUUCCCGAGUCCCACCCCAUUUGCCAUCUUCACGGUUGCCCUUCUCACUCUCUGUCAUGAGCAAGAUGGCGGACAAGCCAAGUGUGCUUGUCCUUUUCCUGUUAUCGUCCCACCUUCUGCCAGUGACCCUCAGACCCAUUCCCUGACACGUCUGCCUCCAUUUCCUCAGUACCAGCUGGAGGGGGGCUGUGUUCCCACAGAACCCUAUGGACUCGUCUUCCAGGACAUGGGCUUUACAGUUCGUGAAUACUCCUUCUGGGACUCCAAGCAGCUGUGCAUGGAUGCCAAUGUGCUCCUCAAUGUGGCAGAGCAGGCCCCGCAUGACUGUAUCUUUGUGAUUGGGAACAUUUGUGACUGCAACUUGACACAAAGUCAGUGGGCAAUGUUGAUGGCUAACUUGAAGGUGAGCCCAACAUCUGCCCAACUUCCUUCCCUCAUGCCGUCUAUCAUCUCCUCCAUCAACCUCAUCCUUUUCCCAUUCUCCUUUCUCCUACAGAACAAGCGGAUAUUCCUAUUUUUUGACAUUUCCAAUCAAGGUUUAUCCACCGGGGACCUGGAAAAAGAUACUGGAUUCUUACAGUACUUUGUGUCUCAAGGCUUUGAGUUCUUCUGCAGCCAGUCUCUGUCCAAGAAUUUUGGCAUCUAUGAUGAAGGAGUAGGGAUCCUGGUCGUGGUGGCACUCAACAACGAGCUCCUGCUCUGCGUCCUCUCCCAACUGAUGAAACUCACUCAGGCCCUGUGGCUAAACCCUCCUACAACUGGUGCUCGCAUUAUCACCUCCAUCCUCUGUAACCCUGCUCUUCAGGAAGAAUGGAAGCAGAGUCUGAAAGGGCUUGUAGAGAACAUCAUGCUGAUCAAGGAAAAGGUGAAGGAGAAGCUCCGACUCCUGGGAACACCUGGCUCCUGGGAUCACAUCACAGACCAGAAUGGGUCCCAUAGCUAUCUUGGACUCAAUAUCCAACAGGUGGAAUACCUGAUCAAGAAAAAGCAUAUCUACCUCCCCAAGAACAGUCGGAUCAACUUCACCUGUAUCAAUGCCCACAACAUAGAUUAUAUCACUCAGAGCAUCAACGAGGCUGUCCUCUCCACCAAGGGCUUGGACUAAUGUCUUCAGAAAAUUGAUGAGCCCUGGUUGGAAUAAAAAGCUUUAGUCUUCGCAAAAA
This is a messenger RNA of Mustela lutreola (European mink), 2564 nucleotides long. RefSeq names its product glutamic-oxaloacetic transaminase 1 like 1 (gene GOT1L1). The record is from RefSeq and is a predicted model, not a curated record. NCBI's taxonomy places the organism in Eukaryota, Metazoa, Chordata, Mammalia, Carnivora, Mustelidae. Gene Ontology annotation, biological process: L-aspartate biosynthetic process. The transcript has 6 exons. The coding region runs from base 1172 to 2506 and encodes 444 amino acids. Gene Ontology annotation, cellular component: cytosol. Gene Ontology annotation, molecular function: L-aspartate:2-oxoglutarate transaminase activity; pyridoxal phosphate binding.